Molecule: messenger RNA, 3272 nt
Organism: Trichogramma pretiosum
Lineage: Eukaryota; Metazoa; Arthropoda; Insecta; Hymenoptera; Trichogrammatidae
Gene: Galphas
Product: guanine nucleotide-binding protein G(s) subunit alpha
Exons: 10
Coding region: 486-1631 (381 amino acids)
Biological process (GO): sensory perception of chemical stimulus; adenylate cyclase-activating dopamine receptor signaling pathway
Cellular component (GO): heterotrimeric G-protein complex
Molecular function (GO): G protein-coupled receptor binding; GTP binding; GTPase activity
Source: RefSeq, a predicted model, not a curated record
GCCGUCGAUCGCUCGGUCGUAAACAACGACGACGACGAGAAGAAGCAAAGGAGCUGCGAUCUUGGCUCGUUCCAAGCCGCAUUCGAUCCAAGAGGCAACGGCUCAAAGGCUAUACACUGUCGUCGGCACAGGUGAAGGAGGAUAUAGCUGUCGUAGCUGCGAGCUGCGGCAGUCAGCAGCAGCGUCAGGAUUCGUCGACGUCGUCGCUGUCGCCGCACCGUAAGCACAAGAGCAAAAGAGAAGGAGGAGGAGGAGGAGGAGGCUGCGACGAAUCCGAGGACGAGGAAGACCACGAGGCUCAGGCCCGACGCGGCUUGCUGAGCGGCCAACAAGCAGCGGCUACUACAACAGGUGGUGGUGCUGGAGCCGAGAGCGUCAGCGACAGUAGUACUGGGGCCGCUGCAGCCGCAGCCGCUGCCGCUGCUUCGGUACAGGCAGCAGCGGCGAGCGCAGCCGCCGGCGGACUCGCCUGUCUAUCCUGUGUCAUGGGGUGCUUCGGCAGUCAGAGCAGCAAACAGGGCCAGGAUGACAGCAAAAACCAAAAGAGGCGCAGCGACGCCAUCACCAGGCAGCUCCAAAAGGAUAAGCAGGUCUAUCGAGCCACUCAUAGGCUUCUGCUGCUCGGUGCGGGAGAAUCCGGCAAAAGUACAAUCGUCAAGCAGAUGAGAAUACUCCACGUCAAUGGCUUCAGCGAAACAGAAAAACGGCAAAAAAUCGAAGAUAUAAAGAAAAACAUCAGGGAUGCCAUCGUGACGAUAACCAGUGCGAUGAACACAUUGACGCCGCCCGUGACGUUAGAAGAUCCUGCCAAUCAGAGCAGAGUCGACUACGUACUCGACGUCUCAACUUCGCCGGACUUUGAUUAUCCUCCGGAGUUUUACGAAAAGGUGGAGGCGCUUUGGAAGGACCGAGGCGUGCAGCAGAGCUUCGAAAGGAGCAACGAGUAUCAACUCAUCGACUGCGCCAAAUACUUCUUAGACAAAGUAGCCAUCGUAAAGCAAAAAGACUACACACCCACGGAACAAGAUAUACUUAGAUGUCGUGUUUUGACAUCUGGUAUCUUCGAAACGCGAUUUCAAGUGGACAAAGUAAACUUUCACAUGUUCGACGUGGGUGGUCAGCGAGACGAGCGAAGAAAGUGGAUACAAUGCUUCAACGACGUUACAGCCAUUAUAUUUGUGACGGCAUGCAGCAGCUACAAUAUGGUGCUCAGAGAAGAUCCGACCAAGCUUCGCUUAAGGGAGAGUCUCGAUUUAUUCAAAAGUAUCUGGAACAAUCGGUGGCUUCGCACAAUAUCGGUCAUUUUGUUUUUAAACAAACAAGAUCUGCUCGCGGAAAAAAUAAAGGCGGGCAAGCACAAAUUAGAAGACUAUUUUCCUGAUUUCGGCAGGUAUCUCACGCCAACGGAGCCUGGCGUCGCUGCUGAUCCCGGCGAGGCACCCGAAGUCAUUAGGGCCAAGUACUUUAUUAGGGACGAAUUUCUACGCAUAAGCACGGCGAGCGGCGACGGCAAACACUACUGUUAUCCACAUUUUACGUGCGCCGUCGAUACGGAGAACAUCAAGCGAGUAUUCAACGACUGUCGGGACAUCAUUCAGCGAAUGCAUCUCAGGCAAUACGAGCUUUUGUGACUUAUUCGAGCCCCUACACAUCUCAAACGACGUGUUAAAAAUAAUACUAUGAAUUAUUGUCAUUUGGAUUAUGAUUAUGAUGAGCAUCGUAAUCAUCGUCAAAAUGUUGAUAAUUGUUAUACUGUCGGCGAGCUGAUGAUGAAUCCAGAUAGAGUCGAAGCAGCUACAUACUGUCCAACCACGUCGUCGUGGUGGCCAGAAGAUUACUACGACCACUCAUCGUCUACAUUAGCUUUGGUGGCGCUCAAGUACGAUCGUUCAAAACCGUUACUCGAUACCGUCGCACAACCAUCUCCGGAUAAGCACCGAUCAAUCCAAGUCACUCGCAAAUGCGGCCAGUGAUCGUGUGCGCUAACGAUAAUAUUUAUGAAAUUAAAUGAAAUAAAACGCCAUUUUUACCUACUUUCGGGAGGUCCGGGGAGCUUGGGUGGGCUCUCCAUUUUUUCACCUCGUCAAAAAAGCGUACACUCACACAACACACAUCAACAUUAAACAAACUACAUAGCAUAUACGUAUUAUAAAAUAUAUACACACACAUAUUCUUCAUACAUCAUACGGAAAUUUACACGUAUAUAUAAAAAAUGAUUCAUUAUUCAUCGCAAGCGAUGACGACAAAAAAAUUUGUAACGCCAUUUAAUUGAUAUAAACAAAUAUUACAUAAUAAUAACAAUAAACGAUUAUCAUAUGAAAACUCGUCUACUCAACUUGAAAUGAAAAGAAACAAACAAUAAAUUAUAAAAUAAUUAAAUAUUGCAAAGUUAGAGCGUAAAUAAAAAAAUCAGAGUGCGAAUGAAAUAGCUAUUGUACGUAAAUUUAUUAAUUAAUAAUUGGUGAGAAAUAUACGUAUACGUUUGCGAUGUAUUACUUAUACGAUUAUUCCAAGGGUAAUCGCUUAGACUUAUAUGCGUACAAGAAAAAAGAUUGAAAUUAAUAAAUUAUAAAACACAGGUAAAAAGAACAGCAAUGAAAUAUUGUAAUAGUUUAAUAUUUAGUGGGCCACGUUUCAUCUUGGAUGCUGAUGUAUCAUGAUACAUGCAUCUAAAUACGUAUAAAUACAUUUUAAUGACAGGCAAGAAGUUAUAUUGAACGUAUGAACCUACUAAAACAAUCAACACUGUCGGAUAUUAUUUUUUCUCAUUUAUUUACACGAUUAAUAAACAGUACACAGUCGAAGCAGAGAUAUGUAUAGCAUGUUCAAACAAAUAACAAUUUGUCCGUCAUAUCGCGUUUGAAAAUGCGAGUCUUGGCUAAAUAUGAUAAAUUUGUAUAGUCGUUUAGAUAAAGUCCAAACGAGAAAAACGAAUUUUCAGCGAACUUUUCUCGACAUUUUGCACAUUACGCAUGGAAAAUGAAGGAAAAUUUUUGGAGUCGAAGUGUGUGAUGAUCUCUUUUUAUAUGUAAAAAAUGAUAUUGCCCGUGUCUGUACCUUACUCACCUCCAGGAGAGUGAAAAUUCUUUUUGAGAAAUGUUAUCAUUGCAAUAUUCAUUCGAGGAUAACUCGAACGCCUUCAUUCUCAUUGCGUACUUGGUUGCAUUGUAAAAAUCAAAGUCUUUUUUUUACAUUUAUUGUGAAUCUUUUUUACUUGUUGGAAAAGUUUUAAACGUGCACUAAAUAAAUACCAGAUUGAUAUUCUUCUGCGA